CUGGAGAAAUCCCAAUCUGAUUCAUAACAAACCACCUUUUCCUCCAUCUACUCCUCCCACUCCCAAAUUCCCACCGCCAUCGUUACGAUCUGUACAUACACACCGACCAUCGCUCUUCUUCCCACUAUCCGACCAUCACACCAUCCGACCAUCCAUCAUCAUGAAGCUGACCUUCAAGGUAUGUUGAAUCUUGCCUCCCAAGACAAGCUUGGGCUCACUUUGCCCCCCCACCUGUCUUCAACUCUUGCUGACCUCUAUUGUUUUGCCUAGGAUCUCAAACAACACAAGUUUGAGAUUGAAGCUGAUCCAUCGGAGCUUGUAAGUCCGACAUCUCUUCGCCCUCUUCCCACCCUCCCUCGCAGCUUUGGAUGAUCGCCAAAAGAUACCAGAAAGCCAUGACCACGAAGCUCUGCUAAUACUGCCCACCAUAGAUCGGGGAUGUGAAGGCAAAGAUCGCAAAGGAGAAGGGAUGGGAAGCCUCUACGCUGAAGUUGAUCUACUCUGGUACGUUGGCCACAUCGCUGUCGAUUCUUGUGGGCGCAAAGUGAUGUUGAUGGAAAUCCAGGCAAGAUUCUCCAAGAUACCAACACAGUCGAGUCCUACAAGAUUGAAGAGAAGGGAUUUACUGUCUGCAUGAUUACAAAGGUACAUGUCAAUCUAAUUGCAAGGUGUUCAAGAAAUCUAACUUGAUCAUAGCCCAAGCCAGUACCUGUAGCUGCUGCCUCUCCAGCCAAAGCCCCCUCCACACCCGCUCCCGCCGUAGCCUCGACCCCCGCUCCUCCGGCUGCUCCAAUCGCCCAACCCAAUCUAUCCGGAGGCAAUGCUAUUCCUGCGACACCUUCACCUGCCGGAUCUGGCGCAAAUGCUGCAAGUCAAGCUACCCCUUCGGCCGCAUCGAGUGGAGGUCUAGCAAUGGGUGCUGAGAGAGCCGCUCAGAUUGCAGAGAUGGAGAGCAUGGGUUUUGAGAGAUCACAGAUUGAUUUGGCCAUGCGCGCUGCAUUCUACAACUCCGAGCGUGCUAUUGAAUAUCUUUUGACGGUAAAUUUGCAUUCUUGCGUUCUAGAAUUCGUUUGCUGACAAAAUUUACAGGGAAUCCCCGAAAGCGCUCAACCAGAACAACGACCUGCCGCCCCCGCGCCAGGCGCACAAUCCCCGCCAGCUGCUGCUGCCGCUGCCGUAGCUCAAGGGGACGACGAACCAAUUAAUCUCUUCGAGGCUGCGCAAGCUGCCGGACGUGGUGGUGCCGGUGCCGGUGCAGGCGCAGGCCUAUUUGGUGGGGACAUGGGAGCUGGUGCUGCUGGAGGAUUGGGAAAUCUCGACUUCUUAAGAAACAAUCCCCAGUUCCAGCAAUUACGACAAGUUGUUCAGCAGAACCCACAGAUGCUUGAGCCAAUCCUCCAACAAGUCAGCGCAGGAAACCCCCAACUUGCUCAAUUGAUCAGUCACCAUCAAGAGGAGUUCCUUCAAUUGUUGAGCGAAGGCGGCGGUGAUAAUGAUGCGCCUCUCCCUCCUGGAGCUCAAACUAUCAGUGUCACUGAAGAAGAGCGCGAAGCAAUUGAACGUGUAUGUGGUCUUGAUAUUUGCCCAUCUCCAAAAAUUCUUACUAACUCUUUAUAGUUGACGCAUCUCGGCUUUUCCCGGGACCAGGCAAUUCAAGCAUAUUUCGCAUGCGACAAGAACGAAGAACUUGCUGCUAACUUCCUUUUUGAGCAGCCGGAGGAUGAGGAAUGAUUUGUCCUUUCCAUCCUUCCUUUCUCUUACUAUUCUACGAUUCCCACGCAGCGAUGAAGGAUUCCACGAGCGGGCAUGUGAUUAUGCAUGCAUUAUGUGGAAGGUGACUUGACUACAUUUCAAGGUGUUUUUCGUGUUUAGCUCCUCAGAUUUACACGUUUGCUAUGGGAGGUCGAUCGGAAUAUCGGUCAUUGCAUUAACUUAUUUUCCAUUUGGGAAACUAGGGUUGCGGACAGAAUGGAUACGGGCUGUCAAAUAAGGCAUCUCAGCCUGGAUAUCUUGUCGCCACGUUUUGUCUCAUACACGAAAAUGAAUAUGAAAUUUUGCCUCUCU
Messenger RNA from Hymenoscyphus albidus, 2064 nucleotides. Lineage: Eukaryota; Fungi; Ascomycota; Leotiomycetes; Helotiales; Helotiaceae. The record is from the annotation of a GenBank genome assembly.